Messenger RNA from Pedinophyceae sp. YPF-701, 1755 nucleotides. NCBI's taxonomy places the organism in Eukaryota, Viridiplantae, Chlorophyta, Pedinophyceae. The record is from the annotation of a GenBank genome assembly.
AUGCGUAGCUCUCUGUUGCGGUGCGACGCGCCGGUGCGGGGCGCAGCCUGCCCGCACGCCCGCGCCGGGCGCGGCGCGUGUGCGGUGAAUGGUUUGCGGCCGCGGGCGGGCGCGUUCGCGGGCUUGCCGCGCGUGUGCGCGCCCCCGUUUGGCGCUCCGCGGCUUGGCCACUGCGUGCGGUUUUCGGAGCAUGACGAGCGGUCGGCGAGGGCGAAGCCCGGAAACGAGGACAUCGGCCCGAAAGACGUGAUCGUGGUGGGCUGGAGCGUCGAGGGGGCUCUGGCGGCGCUCGCGCUGGCGAAGCAAGGGUUCCACGUGGACGUCUACGACGCACACGCCUCGCCAAGGGAUCCAGCUCCGCGCGUCAACCGCUUCACCGGCCCGUCUGCCGUCGUGCUCAACGGCCGCGCCCUCGAGGCGAUCGAGAGCCUCGGCGCGACGCUCCCGGACGAGAAGGUGGCCAUCAAGGGCGGCGUAUGGCAUCGCGGUCGCGGCGCGGUGCAACUGCCCGUGACCGACGGCGCGAUGUGCGCCGUCGACCGCCGCCAGCUCAUCCUGCACUGGAUGGACGAGAUCGACGCGCUCCCCGUCGGCGCCGGCAAGGUCGAGUACCACUGGGGCCACCGCAUGGAGUUCCUGAACACGGAGCGCGAGCAGGCGGUGUUCGUGGAGGCCGGGGAGGUGCGCGACGUGCUCAAUGUGCCGUACCGGCUGCUGAUCGGCGCCGACGGCGCGCGGUCCGCCGUGCGGCGGUGCUUGAACGACCAGGUCGACGGCUUCAUCUGCGAGCAGACGACGGGGAAGCUCAGGUACUACCGCGUGCGGCUGGAGGGCGAGGGGCACCGCAUGGGCCACGUCAGGAAGGGAUGGGACGAGCGCGUGCACACUUGGGCGGGGCUGGUGCGCGUGCCGAUGGCCACGCAGCCCGCGACGGUGCACGUGCAGGCCGUGCCGGGGUGCGACGGCGCGGCGUACGUCACCGUCGGGGUCCCCGAGCGCCUCGUCAAGGGGUAUGAGUGGAAGACUGACAAGGCGCUGACCGACGCCCUGACGGAGGGGCUCAGGGACUUCCCGCGGGAGUGGGCUGAGGCGGUGACGGUGGAGAUUCGAGACAAGAAGCGCUGGACCGAGUUCCGCGAGGGGUCCUCCACGCGGUGCACGCUAUACAACGGCCCGCGCGCUGCCGUGGUGGGCGACGCAGCCCACUCGAUGGCGCCCUCGCUGCUGCUCGGCGCCUCCGCGGCCGUCCAGGGCGUCGCGAUCCUCGUCGAGGAGCUCGCGAAGCUGCCCCGGUCCGUGCCGUCCAUGGCGCACUCGUCCGACCGCUCCGAGGCCCUCGCGGCGCCGGGCGGAGAGGCCGUAAACACCGCCCUGGAGGCAUACACCAAGCGGUGGCGCCACGACGCGUUCUCCGCCGUCGACAUGUCGGAGCAGCUCUUCUCGGACCUGCGCACGGUCGUCGCGAAGGGCCGCGUCGCCGACCGCUUCAAGGGGGGACAGAACAAGCGCAAGAUCGAGCGCCUGACAGGGGUGGAGAACUUUGCUCUUCUACUGGCCUCGCGGAUCCUGCCGUUCGUGUUCCGGCCCCCGGGGGUCUGGCGCGCCGCGAACACGCGCGAGAGGUACUCGGACAUCUUCCGCGACAUGCGUAGGGAGCGACAGGCGGCCACGGGGGCGCUGGCGCUGCUCGCGGCACUCGCAGCGACUGCGGCGGCGCUCACCCUGCGCCUCGCGCGCGCGGCGUUCGCUGCGUGA